Aspergillus pseudotamarii is the source of this 783-nucleotide messenger RNA. RefSeq names its product SDR family NAD(P)-dependent oxidoreductase. Bases 1 to 783 code for a protein of 260 amino acids. Gene Ontology annotation, molecular function: oxidoreductase activity. The record is from RefSeq and is a predicted model, not a curated record. The transcript is spliced from 3 exons. NCBI's taxonomy places the organism in Eukaryota, Fungi, Ascomycota, Eurotiomycetes, Eurotiales, Aspergillaceae.
AUGAGUCUCCAUGGAAAGAUAGCCAUUGUCACCGGUUCUUCAGGCGGUAUCGGCCGCGCCAUUUCACUUAAGCUUGCCGGCGUAGGUGCUGUGGUUAUCUGCGGUGACAUCCAAGAAAAGGUUCCGGGUGAUAAAGUGUCAACCCAUGAAACUAUCAUUCAGAGCGGAGGGACCGCUGAAUACGUGAUGUUGGACGUGACCGAGGCGGAGCAAGUGGAAAGCGCAGUACAACAUGCCGUUCAGAAGUUUGGGAGAUUAGACAUAAUGAUAAACAACGCCGGUGUCGCCCUCGAAGCGAACUCGCCAAAGCCCAUCUGGGACUUCAGCCAGGAAAUCUGGACCAGAGACGUCGCCAUAAACUCGACGGGCGUCUUCCUAGGCUGUAAAUACGCCUCUGCGCAGAUGAUCAAACAGGACCCCCUGCCUUGCGGAGAUAGGGGCUGGAUCCUUAAUCUCUCCAGUGUCUUCGGCCUACACGGCUCACCUGGAGUAACGGGGUAUGUCUCAUCAAAACAUGCGGUUAUGGGCGUUACCAAGGCUGCGGCGAUGGAUUGUGCGCCGUAUCGGAUUCACGUGAAUGCAUUAUGUCCUGGGUACACCGAUACCCCGUUUAUCAAGGACUUGAACUCGGAGAAACGAGCGGUGGUACAGCAAAUGCACCCAUUCCGUGGUCUGGGGAUGCCAGGGGAUAUUGCGAAUGCUGCUCUCUUUCUAGUCUCAGAGGAGAACUCGUGGAUUCAUGGUGUUGGUCUUCCGGUUGAUGGUGGGUAUACAGUUAUGUAG